This is a messenger RNA of Calidris pugnax (ruff), 6289 nucleotides long. It is a transcript of the gene CTIF, whose product is annotated as CBP80/20-dependent translation initiation factor. Gene Ontology annotation, biological process: regulation of translational initiation. The transcript has 13 exons. NCBI's taxonomy places the organism in Eukaryota, Metazoa, Chordata, Aves, Charadriiformes, Scolopacidae. Gene Ontology annotation, molecular function: RNA binding; protein binding; translation activator activity. The record is from RefSeq and is a predicted model, not a curated record. Gene Ontology annotation, cellular component: cytosol. The coding region runs from base 53 to 1972 and encodes 639 amino acids.
AAAAAGAUGAUCUGUCAGGGCCCCCUCAGUUCUCGGCGUCUCUCCUGAAGGGAUGGAGAACUCGUCGGUGGCAUCGGCCUCCUCGGAGGCGGGCAGCAGCCGCUCUCAGGAGAUCGAGGAGCUGGAGCGUUUCAUCGACAGCUACGUCCUGGAGUAUCAGGUCCAGGGGCUCCUGACGGAUAAAACGGAGGGGGACGGCGAGAGCGAGAAGACUCAGUCCCACAUCUCCCAGUGGACGGCGGAUUGUAGCGAGCAGCUCGACGGCAGCUGUUCCCCAUCCCGAGGGAAGGGCUCGGCGUCUCACGAACACAAUCAGGAAGAGUGGGAUCACAGCAGCAGUGGGAGCGCAGGAUCCCGACCGGGAUCAGGCUCCAGGCGUGGGUCUGGAUCCAGAUCUGGCAGCCGCAGGAGAAGCAGCAGCCAGUUCAGGCAAUGGACCAAGAAUGGCAACAAGGAGAGCUCCCUUGACAUGCUGGGCACGGACAUCUGGGCUGCCAACACCUUUGAGUCCUUCAGUGGUGCGACGUGGGACUUGCAGCCUGAAAAACUAGAUUUCACCCAAUUUCACAGGAAACUGCGAAACACCUCAAAACACCCGCUGCCUCACAUAGACAGAGAAGGGCUGGGAAAAGGGAAAUACGAGGACGGUGAUGGCAUCAACUUGAACGACAUAGAGAAGGUCCUUCCAGUGUGGCAGGGUUACCAUCCGUUGCCUCAUGAAGCUGAAAUCGCACACACCAAAAAACUGUUCAGAAGGAGAAGAAACGACCGGAGGAGACAGCAGAGACUUCCCGGUGGGAACAAGCCUCAACAGCACGCAGAUCAUCAGCAAGGUGGCACCAAACACAACAGGGACCACCAGAAACUCUACCAAGGAGGCCAGGCCCCUCACUCCUCAGGCAGGACGGGCCACCACGGCUACAGCCAGAACCGGAGAUGGCACCACAACCAGAAACACUCACCUAACGACAAAGAAACGCACAGAAACGCCAAAGAGACUGAGAAUUUGAAAAUCGAGGACACCUCUGUCUGCACGGUGCAUAUUCCCGUGGAGACACACCGAGGCCCGGAGGCUGUGGAGAAACAGUCUCAGCAGUACAUCCAGGAGCCAGAGACCAAGAGGAAAGACAGUAUUCACGAGCGCAUUGGGGAAAGACCCAAGAUCAAUUUGCUUCAGUCUUCCAAAGACAGGCUGCGGAGGAGGCUAAAAGAAAAGAUGCCUUGUCUUUCCCUUUUCACGGACCAGGACGAAGUCACGGUGGAAACCACCAAUCCUGAAAAGAACAAAAUGGACAAAUUAAUUGAAAUCCUCAACAGCAUGAGGAACAACAGCAGUGACGUUGACUCCAAGCUCACCACCUUUAUGGAGGAAGCCCAGAACUCUACCAACUCUGAGGAGAUGCUGGGGGAGAUAGUCAAAACCAUUUACCAGAAAGCGGUGACGGACCGCAGCUUUGCUUCCACGGCAGCCAAGCUCUGUGAUAAAAUGGCCCUUUUCAUGGUGGAAGGAACCAAAUUCCGGAGUCUGCUCCUCAACAUGUUGCAGAAGGAUUUCACCAUGCGGGAGGAGUUGCAGCAGCGGGACGUGGAGCGCUGGCUGGGGUUCAUCACCUUUCUCUGCGAGGUCUUCGGCACCAUGAGGAGCAGCACCGGAGAACCCUUUCGAGUCCUCGUCUGCCCCAUUUAUACCUGCCUCAGGGAGUUGUUGCAAUCUCAGGAUGUGAAGGAAGACGCUGUGCUUUGCUGCUCCAUGGAGCUGCAGAGCACCGGCCGGCUGCUGGAGGAGCAGCUGCCCGAGAUGAUGACGGAGCUGUUGGCGAUCGCACGCGACAAGAUGCUGUGUCCCUCCGAGUCCAUGCUGACGCGGUCCCUGCUGCUGGAGGUCAUCGAGCUGCACGCCAACAACUGGAACCCCCUGACGCCCACCAUCACGCAGUACUACAACAAGACCAUCCAAAAACUGACGGCUUGAGCGGGCAGGGCAAGGCGGGGUGGGAAGGGAAGGGAGGAGGAGGAGAAGAAGACGACGUGCACCUUGACGGGCUCCGGCAAGAGCUUUUCCCAUUUCAACACCACCCCCCUCCACCAGCAGACCAAACCCCCAGCAUGCUCGAGAUUAACGUUGGUGGGGUGGGGAGGGAGAAGCAUGUUCCUUUUCUCAGCCCCGUCGCCAAGUGCCACCCCUCUCCACCACCCCCCACCGUGGUUUUGUUUUUUUGGGGAGUUGGGGGGGGGGUGGUUUCUUUUUCCGAACUCAUCGCUCAAGCAGCGGCGACGCGUCCCGCCGGGUUAUUGUUUGGCUUUGGAAAGAAGAUGGAGAAUUUUGUGGGGGGGGAAGAGAAAAGAGAAAAGACAAAAAGAAAAAAAAAAAAAAAAAAAAAAAAAGAAAAAGAGAAAGAAAAAGAAAAAAACAAACCAACCCACCCUGCAUCCGAGUGGGGGCUAGUAUUGUUUUCACGCCGUCCUCCUGCCUUGCCCCGGCCAACUGGCAGGAGACAGCAGGCAGCAGAUGUCUCGGGAGGACAAAGCCAGACACACACCAUCCCAGACGCUCGUAAUUGAUGGCUUUUGUCGAGCUGGGGGCUUACGUUGGGUUCUUUCCCCCCCCUUCCUCCUCCUCCUCCUCCUCUUGUCUUCGACUUUCUGUGUGUGCCCCCCUCCCCACCCCAGCCCCUACUCUCCAGCCCUUCGGAAGCGGAUGGGAGAGAGGGAACGACUUUCUUAUUUGCACUGGGUUUUGUUUUUUUUUUUUCCUUAUUCCUCGAGCGUUUGUAUUUUCUUCUUAUUUUAUUGUACCCUGGAACGGACAAUUGGCAGCAGCUCGGAGGAUGGGGAAGGCGAGGUCUUUCCCCCCCCCAACCCAGAGCUGACUGAUGGUGAAGAUGCUGAAGCAGAAGGAGUCUCUCAAAGUUGAGUCCAAAAGCCACUGCAGAAGAAACGUAGCCACCGUUGUCCUGCUGGUGACCUCCUCCAUGGAUUGAGAAAGGGGUCACCUGAGCUGGGGGCUCCAAGAAACCGGGGAUUCUGCGGCUCUCGCUGUCCCAGUUGCCACUACCCUUCAGCCACUCUAACCCAUUUGAAAUUUUUUUUUUGUUAAUUUUUUAUUAUUAUUAUUUCCAUUGAAGGAGUGCUUUAUUGUAAUUACUGUCACGGUUGUAAUUAUCCAUUUAAAUCCAGGGUCUGUUAUAGCCAGGCCUAACAAUGUACAGGGCGAGGGAGAAAUGAAGGUUUGACGUUCUUCUACGGAGACCGGUGAAGAGAAGAUAAGAUGUGAAGAGUUAAAAGGAGGGGGGAGGAGGGAAAAAGAAGAGGAAAAAGUAGGAAAAAGCCAAAAAUAGAGGUUUUGAGGCUGGCUUCUCACUAGUUGAAUUUGGUAUCCUGUGUGUGCGGCGUGGAGCAGCUCUGUCCCGCCGUGGGUCGAGGUGGCACCGUGUCCUGGAGGGAUGGGUGAUGUCUUCCUUCAGAGGGGGGGGUCCCCGGGUUCCUCCGUGCUGGAGCAUCCCGAGGAAGAGGAGGAGGAAGGUGGUACGGAGGGACACACCACACUGUUGCAUCACUCCCCAAAUCACGAACAAAAGACUUGGUGGGCUCCUUAUUUGCUCCUUUAGCCAUGAUUUUUUACCUACUAAAUCACUGCUGGUGCUUCUUUUGGUGAAGCCUAAUGGGAGGAGGAGCCAAGGAAGGCACGAUGUGGGCAGCAAGUCCUAUUUUCUUCCCUUUAUUCAAUUUAAUUUCCUUUCCUGGUGGUAAGAAGAGAAUUUAUGCCGCGGCGCCGGCACGCACAGACCCCAUUCCGGGCAGGCUUCAGCAGCUUAAAGCCAUUUUUCCAAGCGAAAGGUUGAAUUUCUGGUGGCUUCUGGAGAAGAGAGAUUUCACCCCAACCUCUUUGGAUGUGCAGUGAGUUCUUGGGUGCCUUAUGAAUGUGUCACUCUGGCCACGGUGGGGAGGAAGCUUUCGCUGCAGAAUUGAAAGGGCAGGAAUUUCCAGCAGAAAAUGGAAAAUGGGUUGCAGGAGAUGAGAGUCCUGAUGCUGCGGUUCAAUAUUAUUUGAAUUUUCAUCCUUUCGUCUGCUGACGCAGCUUCUGAUCAUCACAUGGAGUGAGCUUCAAUUUCCCUGUCCACCCAGGAAGCACCAAAAUUCUUGCUGGAUGCGCUGGACCUGCCUGGAAAAAUUAAUUCCUGCUUCAUGGAUUCGAGCUUGGGAGCUCCGCGCGGUGUCGGAGCCUUGCCUCGGGUCGGCUUCGUUAGCAGCGAUGGGGUUCGGCAGUAUUAAUGAGCAGCUGGGCUUGAUUAAGGCAGCAAAGCCCAUCAGUAUUAUAAGGCUCAGGGUUGUGCCCAUUGCUCUUGGGUUUUCCUGCUCCCCAAUUUCUCGGGGAGCGGAGGAGAAGGGGAUUUAACACCCAUCUCAUGAGGUUUGGUAACCAUCCAGACCACCUCUCCCACCCCUGCAUCUUCUCCCCUCCCCUUCCCCCAGAAUUUGCUCUCGGGAUACGGUGAAAGAAGAAAAGAAAACUCAAGAAAAACCCAGAGAAUUGGAGAAUUUGCAUCUAAAAACCUGAAUUUUCCCUCAUCAAGGAGGGGUUCAGAGGCGAAGUGUAAUCCUUGUGGCAGGAUUUCUGCUCAAGUAUUCCCCUACCCCUACCAGCCACCAGGGUUUAUUCAAUUUUCCCCACUUUGGGGUGCAAUCCUGCAACCCCCCCACCAACUGGGCUCGGGCCACGACUUUCCCCUCCAACAUGGGGAUUUUUCCCACCCAGGAACUUUUCAUGUGAAAUCCAUCGUAUUUUUUAAUGUCUUGCCAUUUCUCUCCGCUAUGAACAUCCGUUUGUCCAGGUGUCAACUGCUGCCCUACGUCACUCGCUCCGUUCAUACUUGAGAAUCAAAACGUUGACCAAAAAUAGGGGGGUUCCCCCCCAAAAAUUGCUGGUAUCUCUCUGAAGGCCAUCAGUAGGAAGCUGGUGGGAAGGUGGCAUCGUUCAGCGUGGCACCAUGUUGGGAAAAGAGGUACCACCGGGUCAUUGGAUGGAGCAGGAUGGGGAGCAACGCUGGGAAGAGUCUGGGAUUCCUCAGGAGAGCACUUAAGGAUGUCAUCAAGAACGUUCUUCUCCGUUUUUUUUUCAACCAGUGGCCAAAGAGUGUCAUUCUUCAACCUGCAUUUUGGAAGGCAUGAAGCAGCCGGAUGCGUCUCCCCAGAUGAGCCAGUUUCCGUCUCCACUGCUCAAUAAAAGUAGGGGUUUAAUGAGUUUUUUCCUACAUCAGCAAAGGGGAGGGGGGGAAAAAAAUCACCUCUUUGGGCCAAAUACAUGUUGGGGCCAAACCUCGGGCUUGGUGUGAUGGCGAGUGGCUGAAGCAUCCGUGGAGGAGGGAUGCUCUGCGCCCCCGAUGCCACCGCGCCGGUCCCCUCCUUGGACACGGAGCAGGUUUCCCAGUUCCCUGCCAGACUCCACAGCAUCUCGUUCACCUUCUUCCCUGCAAAAUUAUGUCCAAACCCCUCUUCGGAGAAGACUCACGUACACGGAGGUGAAGCAAAAAUGGGGAGGGGGAGUGGAAAAAAAAAGGAAAAGUAAGCGAUUUGCUUGAUUCCCCUCUUCCCCCCCGAAGGAGGUUAAUUAGUAUCUAUUCUUGGCAUGAUUGAUGGCUUUGAAGGAAAACUUGUCAGAAUAACUUAUGAUUUAUUUUCGUGCUUAUUUUUAUAACAUCCCUCACUUGGAAGUCUCUCAAAAUCUUCAAUAUGAUUGAUUUUAUUUUAUUUUAUUUUUUUUUUUUUAAAUAAUUUCCCUGCUGGGUAUUUUAUGGCUUUACACUAAUUUUUGCUCUUUUUGGUGUUAGCUAUUAGCCGGUCCCGGUGAUACUUUCAGUAUUUUUUUCAGGAGAAAAAGACACUAAGGGUUGCAAAGUCCACUGUCGAUAGCCAAGGGAGCUGCGGUGUCCUGCAGAACACAGAGUUAAACGCUAGCGAUUCAUUAUUAUUUUUUUUUUUAAUGUAUUUAUUUGCAUUUGAAAAAGCGACAUUUUUAAUUUAAUCAUAUUUGUUAAACUAAGCGCUUUAAAAAAAAAUUUAAAAAAAAAAUAAAAAAAAUAAAAAGGAAAAAGGUUUUGGGGAGAAUAAAGACUAGAUAUUCAUACUAGAGAAAACACAAAUUCAUCGUUUUCAGCAUUUCAGAGACUGUUAAAACAAGGGAGAUGAUAACUCUUUGUGGCGAUUCAGUCUUUGUUUAUAGAACAUCCAGACCCACUGUAUGCUAUAAAACGCAUCAUCUGAGUAAUAAAUGUUUAAAGCUUGACAUUUC